UCAGAGAAGAACAUAUUUUGAAUGGUGCUUUAUAUUUAUUAUUUACAUAAAUAGUUUAUCAAAUGAGGUUAGUUGUAUCUGAUGUGUAUAAACUAAUUCAAUUCAGUAAACGAUUCUGAAACCGGGAGACUUAAAUUUCUGCUCGUACGAUAUUAGUAACGCAUUAUAUGGGAAUUUAAUAUAUUCAAUGAUUAUUAAUAAAUUUAAAUAAAAAGUUUGAGAGAUUAUGUAGAACUUUUCGUUAUAAUUAUUGAUUAUUUUUUUAUUUAAAUAUAAUAUGUAAGGUUAUGUUAAUCUAAACAAUUUUGUCAUCCUAUUAUUCUACGAUCAUUUAUAAAAUAAAUUCGUGAUUUUGCUCUAAUAUUUAAUAGUAAGGAAUGGUUUCUACUCGAGGACCAAAAUUUAAAUUUUGUGAUGGUGAAAAAGUUCUUUGUUAUGAACCUGAUCCUACAAAAGCAAAAGUAUUAUAUGAUUCAAAGGUACUUGAUGUUAUAGUUAACAAAGAUCAAAGAGGACGUAAAGCUGUUGAAUAUUUAAUACAUUUCCAGGGAUGGAAUUCUUCAUGGGAUCGUUGUGUAACAGAAGAAUAUGUAUUAAAAGAUACAGAAGAAAAUCGUCAACUUCAACGAGAUUUAGCACAAAAAGCACAGUUACAAUUGGGAGCAUAUUUAUAUCGACGAGAACGUAAGAAAAGAAGCCAUAAAUUAUCUGAACGUUUAAAUGAAACUGAAAAUCAAGAACCAAGAAGAAGAGCAAGAAGUGGUGGUAGUAGAGCAACAUCAGCAACAACCGGAUCAUCAGAAGAUGGUAGUUCAGGACAGCAUGCUGAUUAUGAUACUGAAGAAGUUAUUACUGAAGAAGAUACAGAAAGUAGUUCAGAUUAUGUUGGUGAAACAAGUGAUGAUGAAGAUAGUGGUGGUGGUAGUCAAUCUGGUGCCAGUAUAAAGCCAGGAAUUGAUCUUGAUAUAGGUACUACUUUAAGAAGAAUUUUGGACCAAGAUUAUGAUCUUAUAACUAAUAAAACUAAGCUAGCAGUUCUUCCUGCACAACCUACUGUUGCAAAUAUUUUAGAAUCGUGGGUUCAACACUUUACGACAACACAAUUAACGAACAUUCCUGAAAAACCGCAAAGAAACAAAACAAAUAAUACAAUAGAAAAAACAAUUAACGAAAUAAACAUAUGUAGAGAAGUUGCUGAUGGAUUGCGUAUAUAUUUUGAUUUUACGUUACAUGAUCUUCUUUUAUAUAGACAAGAACGAGAACAAUAUUGUAAUUUAAAAUCUUCUUUCUUAUAUGGUGAACAUCCAACUCUUGUCAAAGAAGAACCAAUUGAAAAUUCAGAAGUAUUAGUUAAAGAAGAAUAUGAAGAUACUGAGUAUGCUCAUUUACCACCUUUUCAAGAACAUGAUCAAGAAAUAGAUACUUCGAAAACAAUAACAAAUUCAAAGCGAAGAUUGAGAUCAUACAGAGUGAGUUCUAUUGAUGAAAAUAGACAAUUGAGAUCAUAUGAAGAAAUUAAACAAGAUACAGGAAAUUUAUCGAGCCCACGCGGUGUAACGUUGAGAAUACCUGUUGUUACAUCUGCGCAAGUCAACGCUUUACUUCAACAAUCAAAUAAAUGGAGAUUAAUGCCAGAAUCAUCAAAAUCAGAAGGUUCUCCAAAUCCUUCUACCUAUUAUGGUGCCAUUCAUUUAACGCGAUUAUUUGUUAAAUUACCAGACUUGCUGCAGUUAACAGAUAUACCACAUAAAAAAUUGAAGGUUCUUUUAAAAUAUUUGGAUAUGUUUCUUAGCUAUUUAGAAAUGCAUAGAGAAUGGUUUGGAGAACAAUUUUAUAUGCAAAUGGAAAGUCAACUAAUUCCUCAAGCAAGUAAUUCUACAUAAUAAACUGCAUUCUUUCUCUAUAUCCAUUUACAGAUACAAUUGUGUAUACAUUGUGUGGAUAUUACAUGAGAUUUACAGCAAGGAUAUAUAUUUGUGAAUUCGAUAUAAGUGAUAAACUUUUUUGUAUCAAUUAUAAAAAUACUUUUUUACAUGCCUUCCGUAAUGAAAUUUUCCUUAUAAAUAUUAUAUUAUAUUGUUAUGUUUAUGACAUAAAAAAGACUGUGUGAAGUAAAUGUGGUAAAAGUGCAAACAAAUAAAAGAAAUAUAAAGGUUAGAGAUAUACGUAAAACAAAAAA
Molecule: messenger RNA, 2179 nt
Organism: Apis mellifera (honey bee)
Lineage: Eukaryota; Metazoa; Arthropoda; Insecta; Hymenoptera; Apidae
Gene: msl-3
Product: male-specific lethal 3 homolog
Exons: 10
Coding region: 378-1883 (501 amino acids)
Biological process (GO): regulation of DNA-templated transcription; chromatin organization
Cellular component (GO): NuA4 histone acetyltransferase complex; nucleus; MSL complex
Source: RefSeq, a predicted model, not a curated record